GUUGCUGGGAGGGCAAGGGUGGGACUCGCGCGCCUUGCAGAUUCGUGCGCAUGAGCAGAGCGGCCUCCAAAGCGGAAGUGGAGCUGCGGCGGGGAGGUGGGGCAGGAGCGCGCUGAGGCUAAGCGAGCGGCUGACAUGGCGCACUUGGGGCGUCUCCUGGUUCCCUUGGCAGCCCUGGUCCUGUUGCUCUGGGCGGUCCCUGGGGCCCUGGGACGGCGGAGCAACGUGCGAGUUCUCACCGAUGAGAACUGGACCUCGUUGCUGGAAGGAGAGUGGAUGAUAGAAUUUUACGCUCCCUGGUGCCCUGCUUGUCAGAAUCUUCAGCCAGAAUGGGAAAGUUUUGCUGAGUGGGGAGAAGAUCUUGAGGUUAAAGUUGCAAAAGUGGAUGUCACAGAGCAGACAGGACUAAGUGGACGGUUUAUCAUAACUGCUCUCCCUUCUAUUUAUCAUUGUAAAGAUGGUGAAUUUAGGCGCUAUCUGGGCCCAAGGACUAAGAAGGACUUCAUAAACUUCAUAAGUGAGAAAGAAUGGAAGAAUGUUGAACCUAUAUCAUCAUGGUUUGGUCCAAGUUCUGUUCUGAUGACUACUAUGUCAGCACUUUUUCAGCUCUCUGUGUACAUCAGGACUAGCCACAGCUAUUUUGUUCAUGACCUUGGAAUACCAGCGUGGGGCUCAUACUUGGUUUUUGCUUUUGCCACAGUGCUCUCGGGCCUGCUGCUGGGACUCUGUAUGAUAUUUGUAGCAGAUUGCCUUUGCCCUUCAAAAAGACGCAAGCCACAGCAACAGUCUACAAAAAAACCAUCACCAGAAUUUUCUCAACCUUUGAAAAAAGUGGAGGAAGAACAAGAGGCUGAUGAAGAAGAUGUUUCAGAAGAGGAGACGGAAAAUAAAGAGGGAACAAGCAAAGACACUCCUCAGAGCAGCCUAAGACAGCGCUGUGUGGGCCCAUCAUCGGCCACAGACAAGUCCUAAAUUUUACAUAUAUCUUAAUAUUAUGAUUUUGACAAAACUGAGGGUUGGUGAUCAUUUCUGUUGCGAACUGAACUGUGACUUGCUGUAUAUACAGUUGAGGUUGACAUUAAUUUGGACACUUUCAUGCAGUUAAAAGCAGUUAGACAUAACAGUUUGAAAUAUGAUUUAAGACUAUUAUGAUGGUUUAAAGUUAUUUAAUUUCAGAAGAUCCUGGUGCCAAGCAGUAAGAUUUGUGUUUAUAUUUAAUAAUCUAUUUUGUGUGAGAUUUGAAACUGCCUUUCCCAAGAUUUGCAUUACUGGGGUAUUUAGGAAAAUUACCUUAGAGAGAAGGAUUUCUCAUUUCACAUCAUUUUUCUCAGUUUCACUGUGUGAAAAAAGGAUCAUAUCUCCCAUAAGUGGGAGCAUUGCCCAUUGUUCCAAGACAUGUAUUGCAUUGGUAACGCUGCGCUUAGAUAGAGUCCAAAAUUUUCUCAUAGAUUUUGGAUUAUACAGCUAACAAAACUACCUUACUUUAUAGCUUUCAUUUCUACACAUUACAUUCAGGAUAUGCUGCUGACUUAACAAGUUUUUAUAAGUCUAUGGCAUUGUAUUAAUUCUUAAGGCUGAUGCCUGUUUUAGUCUCUUGUCACUAUAUGAUUUUUGUUAUUUACCAUGUGUUAUAUUUUUAAGUUGAAAAAAAUUAACAGUAUCACUGUUGUGUUUACUGGGGGUAAACAGAACUUUUUUAUCCUUCUAAGUUGAAGUUUACUGAGAGAACCAUCAAAUGGAACUGUUUACUUGAAAAUGUACAAAAUUUGGCUAUACAUUCCAGAUUUUAAAUAUUAUUAUUGAAUGGUCUGAAGUUUUCUUUUCUCUUUUUAAUGUGAAAAUGAAAUUUUCUGAUUUUUAAAGUUUGAUGUGGAAAAGCUUUGGUAUUAUAUAUUUUGGAAAUUCAGAGCUUAAUUGAUGUAAAAUGAAGUCUGCAUUCUAUUCAAGAAAUAUCUACUGCUAUGUGUUUUUAGUGUAUCUCUGUCCUCCACAGGUUCUUGAUGAAUUUUAUAGUCAGGGUAUUGCUUUGUGUUUGAAAAUCGUAACACUGUUAUGUUUCAAAGAUAAAUUUCAUAUUGUAUUGUUGUUGACAGCUAAUACUGUGUGUCUCACAUGUGGAAACAAGAUCAGCAAGAUGGACUACAUGGAUCUCAUCUUAGAGUGGGAAGGGUCUAGUGGGGAUCGACUUGAUGUCUGCAAGGCAAAAGCAGACUAAAUUCCUGAUGCGUCAUCCAGCCUUGAUGGAGUACAUGGUGUCUGACUGCUCUCUUCCUUAUGCUCUCUGUGAAUUCCUUAGACUUGCAGUACUGUGAUGUACAACAGCUUCCUUUAGGCCUUGCCUUUAUAAUAUUAAAUGUUCUGCUGUCAGAGUUUGGAUAUGUAGUUUGUGAUGGCUUAGAAAAACAUUCGAAGCACAAAAUAAAUGUUUCUAAGCACUUCAGUGA
Molecule: messenger RNA, 2444 nt
Organism: Arvicanthis niloticus (Nile rat)
Lineage: Eukaryota; Metazoa; Chordata; Mammalia; Rodentia; Muridae
Source: RefSeq, a predicted model, not a curated record